GUCGUGUUAUUUGCGAGAAGGCAUGCACAUGAAAAAUACACGACGCACAGACAAACACAACUUCAAGGAAACCUUUUCAACUGGUUUACUGCUCUACUUCAGUGGUUUUGAUAUUAUUAGUAACAUAACAGCAAAUAGUAGUUCAUCAUCAUCAUCAUCAUCAUCACCACCACCACAAUCAACAUCAUCAUCAUCAUCGUUUUUAUCAUCUUCACUUGUUUAUUUGAACUUUCCGCGCAAGGCCUGCAUCAAGUGUCCCUAUUGAGAACCUUAAUGAAACUGAAAAAUCUUUUCCGCUUUCUAUGGCGAAGAAUUCGGAGGACAUAUUUUUGUCUAUUUGUAAUUGCAUUUGUAUUAUAUUGCGUUCUUCUGGCUUAUUCCAAAUUCUUUCCCACGUGGUAUUCUCAAAACAUUCUUUAUCAAAAUGUAUCACCUGACCAUAAUCAGGAAGAACUACGGAUUUACCAUCGACCGAAGAAUUUCUCCCAACCCGGUGUUGUCGACGACAUUAUUGGAAUGAAAGCGAUACCAUUUUCGAAUCGCUUCAAGAACCCUUGUUGGUAUGAAAAGCCGGACGGAAAAACCUUAACUUUGCGCUGUUUACCAUAUUUUUAUCUGGUUGGAGUUGACAAAUGUGGUACAACUGAUCUUUUUUCUCGACUAUUACAACAUCAAGAAUUACUCCAAACAAGUGCAUUGAAUGGAAAAGAAACUCACUGGUGGUCGUGGAGACGAUUCGGGUAUGACGUAUUUACACGAAACGGCAGACUACAGUCAUUUGAAGAUUAUCUGAAUGUAUUUGAUAUUGCUGCCAAACGUCUGAAUGACUCUUCUGGAAAUUUAAGAUCCCAUAUAAUAUGUGACGGUAGUCCUACAGUUUUCUGGGAUUUCACUGGAUGGCCGUUUAUCCCGCAAAAUAAAGGUCUUGAGCAACCUAAAGUCUUGACACCUCAUUGUAUUUCACACCUGACACCAAACGUUAAAUUUAUUUUGUUGUUGAGAAAUCCAAUUGAAAGAUUAUUCUCAGAUUACUUGUUUAUAAAAAGGAAAAAUGUGUCAGUAGAAGAUUUCGAUAAAGAAGUUAAGAAUUCUUGGAAUGAGCUUCAGAAAUGCACGGAAACGCUUGAUAUCCGACUUUGCUUAUUUGAUAAAUCUCUGCAUAUGAAGACAAUGGUACGUUUACUAAUAGGAAUGUAUUCAUAUUAUUUGAGCGAAUGGUUCAAGGUUUUCCCACGGCAACAAUUUUUGAUAAUCCGCACUGAAGAUUACAAAGCUGAUAUGAGCGGAACGUUAAAGAAAGUGUUUGAAUUCUUACAGAUGGAUCCUCUUGAAGAGAAAACGAGGAAGCAAAUCGCAUCUGGAGAUCAUGUUUUUGAAAGAACUGAGGCUCACAAAAAAUUAGGACCGAUGUUAUUAUCAACAAAGAAAUUUUUGUAUGAAAUUUAUAGAUAUUCCAUGGAAGAACUUUCUCUGAUGCUCAACGACAAGCGAUUUCUAUGGGAUGAUCUAUAACAGAUUAUAUUUUUUUGAUUGAUGUCAGUGGAUUAGCUUGGCAGAAACGUUUAGGUCUGGCAGUAUUUAGUGACAUUUUGUUUGUGUUCCGAGUUCAAAUCGCAUUGAGGUCAACUGUGUCUUUAAUCCUUUCGAGAUUAAUAAAAUAAAGUAUCAGUUAGAUGCUGGGGUCAAUGUCAUCGGCUUGGCCUCUCCCCUCAAAAUUUCUGGCUUUGUGCCAAAAUUAGUAAGAAUAUUAUUAUUGUUUUUUUUUGUUUUUUUUACUGUGCCAAGAUGUCCCUUUUUACAGUUUAACAAUGGAUUAACCAAUGUAGAGGGAUUUUUUUUUCCAAACUAUUUGAUUUGUUUUUUUUUACUGCUUUAAUUCAUUUGUAUUUAACUCAAGAAAGGUGAGAGCUGAGGAGUUUGCUUUGAUUUUCAGACCUGCUAAGCUCGCGUGAAAGAAAGACAUUUUAAAAUGCUUCUUGUAUUAAGCUGACUGACAAAUAUCGGGGUGUUUUCCUUACUGACACAAAAUAAUAAUAAAAAAUGAGAAAAAGCAUGUGAACCAAGACAUUCUCAAAGAAAAUUUCUUGGUUGAAAAAGUAUUUCCAGUCAUUUUAGUCUAAAUGUUGGUCAAAUUAGGGAAAUUAAAAUUCCCUUAACAUCAAUAACAACAGCAGCCAUAAAAAUGCAUAUCUACAAUUGUGUCUGGCAAAUUAAAGGAAACAGCAAGCAAGCUAAAGAGGCAAAGAUAUCUACCUGGUAAAGUUUUGUAGUGAAAACACAUAUCUACCAGACAUUGUUGUUCUUGAAAGAGGAAAAGAAAAUUCCUCUGAAAAAGUGUUUCUAGUGAAUUUAUUGGAAAUUUUCCAUUACUAAAAAAAUUAAACCAGAUAAGUUUCAAUGGUACACAAACAAUAUCAUAUAACCAGAGUAUUUUACUGUUGAUCUUUACAAAAGGUAUUGGUUUUAUUUAUUUUUAUAUCUAGCUUCAUAUUGAUUAUUACUUUGAGAGAAAAUGAAAACAGUGAUCUGUUUAGCAAAAUCAACCAUUCCAGCUUCUUUAUAUGUUGACCCAUUAGCAUUCAGAUUAUUCUGACAAAAAUGAAAUGCUUAUUUAUUUACACUGUUUUGAAUUAAUCAUACAUUCUCAUAUAGCUUCGACAUUUUGAAUAUGUGAUUGUAUAUUUUUAACAUGACAUUGUAGGGUAGGUGUGAUAGGCUGAAUAUGGCCAGUCUGCACAUAGAAAAGGUAGAAUAUUUUGGCUGGAUAUGACUGGUUUAAAUGCUAAAUGGUUAAACAUCCUCUAUUUCAGUAAACAUUAUAUGCAACUGAUACAAUCUCAGAUCAAGAUGCCAUACUUACCAAAUAGUCAAGCAUUUUUUCAUGAAAACUCAGUAAGAAUCUUGUGUUUAAACAUUGUUCUUCUGUAUAAUAUCCUUGGCUGGCUUCUAUGUUGGUGGCUCCUCCACUUGUAUUAUUUGAUACUGAAAUAAAAUAUUACCACAUUAAUUGUUCCAUCCAAAUAAAAAAAAUUCAAGAUCUUAAUUUUGCAUUUGGAAACCUUUUAUUACAAUUUGUUCCGUUUAACAUCUCUUAGUUUUUUGAUUAAUUAAACAGGAUUGUCCUGAAAAUGUAAAAGAACAAAAAAAAGUGGCACUUUGAGCAAGUGUUUUUCUUCUACUAUAACCCCGAGUCAA
Octopus sinensis (East Asian common octopus) is the source of this 3195-nucleotide messenger RNA. RefSeq names its product carbohydrate sulfotransferase 15. The record is from RefSeq and is a predicted model, not a curated record. Gene Ontology annotation, biological process: hexose biosynthetic process. The transcript is spliced from 8 exons. The coding region runs from base 274 to 1512 and encodes 412 amino acids. Gene Ontology annotation, molecular function: N-acetylgalactosamine 4-sulfate 6-O-sulfotransferase activity. NCBI's taxonomy places the organism in Eukaryota, Metazoa, Mollusca, Cephalopoda, Octopoda, Octopodidae.